GUCGCCACCCACACACCACCACCAUUGUCGCCCACCGCCGGUUCCUGGACCUCACCAUGCCUGCCGAGCGUCGAACAUUCACCGCGGCCAGACCCGUCAAGACGGAGCGCACCCACGAGGAGAACCAGGAGCGUGCUUAUAUUGCGGCCUCGCGCCGCAGUGAUCGCAGUCUCGAGGCUCGCAUUGAGUCUGCCCGUAGAGCUUCCGAGAUCCACAAGAAGCGUACUGGUCGUGCAUUGCGUGUAACGGAGCAGGAUGUCAUCAAUGAAGAAAUGUACGAAGAGGAGGACGAUGACCUGCCCACGCAAUACCAGCGCCUCAACGCGCACCUGCACACGACAUCGGUCAUGUUUAACAAGAAGCUCCAUGACUAUAUUGCCACGCAACAUGGCGUCAGAAACAUGUUCAUGUCCCAGUACCAAAACCAGAGCCCCACGUUCCCCCAGUACGGUGCCCAGUUUCCCGUCAGCGGCGCCACGUUCCCCCAGGCAAGCAAUUGGCUGAGCCCGACGAUGCUCCCACCGCAGCAGUUCACUCCUUCGUCUCCCCAGGCUUUCCAGCAGCCCCAGUCGUUCAGUCCCACCACUGCCCAGGCCCAAGGAUAUCGCCAGUCGCCCUACCACGUCCCCCAGCGCACCCAGUCGCACCAGCGCGCACUGUCGAUCCAGCUCCCCCAGGCACCCACCCAGUUUGAUCAGCCAAGCGCCGCCGCCGCCACGACGCCCCAGCCCGAGUUCAACCGACGACUGUCUCUACCGCCUCAAGCUUUCCAGCAUGCAAGCCAAGCUGCUGACCAAACCGCCACGCCUUCGCUCACCCAGUCGCCUACGGCCCACCCUCUCCAGCAAUCCCAGUCGUCUUCACCGCAGACCGCCUCCCCAGCAGCCGGCUCUGUCAAGGAAGCCCUGCGAGUUCCAAGCGGCGCCAACAGUCCUUCUUCGUAUACGUUUAGCCCACCCAUCUACCCUUUCAGUUCUCAGGCCUUCAGCAACACCCCGUUGACUUUGUCGAUGCCGCCCGAGUCACAGCAAUUCCUUGGAUCUGUCCUUGACCCCAACGAUGCCCGCACAGCUACGCUCAUGGCCGGCAGUGAGAAUCUGCCCCAGCCCUUUGCUCCCACGUACACGUACAAUCCCAACAAGCUGGCUCGAGCAUCAAACGGCAACAGCAUUUCCGAGACCAUGUCCGGGUCCGCGCAAACACUAUCAUCGGGGCUCAACCUGAAGACAGACGCUGUAUCCGACACGUCCUCUACUUCGCUCUCCGACUCCUUUUUUUCCACCGACCCGUUUCUGUCCCCUGGAAAUGCUGAAUUCAGUGCAUUUUUCGACCUUCAGGGCGGCGACUAUCCGCACUCGUUUGACGACCAAGACAAUGUUAGUAGCCUGAUUAACUGGGAUCAGUAGUGGCAUUGCUACUUUUUAUUCUUAUUCUUCUUUAUCUUCUUCUUCAUCCUACCGCCAGGCGUACUUGUUCUGCUGCACACGCUGGUUCUUGAAUACUCUCCAUUUUUCUCCUGUUUCCUUUACAUGUUUGGGGUAUCGAUUUGGAUUUUUACACGCACAUGAUACCUCUUGCACAGUGUCGUUUAACGAUGUCACGACUGAAGGCGUUGCCCGGAGUCAGUCUUUUUGGUCGUGUCGCAUCGGAAAAGAACGCCAGACAUUGUUGGCGGAGAUACUUAUUAUAGUAUCCAUGGUUGGGGGGGAGCGGUGUUUUUUUACGUUGCCUUACCAAGCACCGUACCUCUCUGUCUGUGAGAGAAGCAGAGACACCCUCCUCAAACACUCUGAACUGAGGUAUUGCCUGUACAAUAUAAUAAUGGCAGCAGCUCUUCUGGGCUGCAUGCAC
Molecule: messenger RNA, 1851 nt
Organism: Exserohilum turcica Et28A
Lineage: Eukaryota; Fungi; Ascomycota; Dothideomycetes; Pleosporales; Pleosporaceae
Exons: 2
Coding region: 57-1406 (449 amino acids)
Source: RefSeq, a predicted model, not a curated record